UUCACAUGCUUAAAAAUGUAUAUAAAUUCCAACCUGAUUAUAUGAGCUGAAAAUACUCUGUUACCUCGCUUGGAGAAAAACAAAGCUUCAUGUCUGUGCGCUCAGCAGUGACACACCGCUGUUUAUAAGAGCAUGGAGAGAGAAGGUGCUCAGUGACACCGACCGUGCACAGAAACUUUGGACACUGAGCUGUCGUGACACGUUACUGUGGUAUGUGGCGACACAGCCGACCAAUAAGUUACUGUGCAUCGCCUUUUCUGAUCUCUCAGAACAACAAACUUUUUCUGUCAUUAUAAAAUGUGGUCGAUGACAGAAAAUAUUCAGUUAACGUGACCUCUGAUGGAGCAGGUCUAACAUGUACAUGUAUCGAUCCCUGUAAUCAUUCCUCCCGUCAACACUGAGCCUGUGGAGAACGCCUCUUAGUGUGAUCCCAACAGAAGACACGGAGGACAGAGUCCUCUCUGGUGUCUGUGCAAACAUGUGUUCCAAAGUUCAGCUGGAGCUGAUAUGAUGUAGGUGAGGCCUGUUCUGUGUGUGUCACACCCUGGAAGCAUUUAUGUUGUGGAUUUAGUUCUAUCUCUCGGACUGGAUCAGAUCAGGAAGUCCAGACAGGAGGCAUCAUCACAGCUGGAGUGUUGUGUUCAGACUCUGCUGUUGCAUUGUGCAGAUUCAGUCUCCAAAACAAAAAAAAAUACUCUCUAACUUUUUGAUAUCAUCAGUCUCUGAUGAUGUUCAAUCUGGGAGUUAUCUUGUGAUUAAGUACUGCAAUUUACUUUUUGGCUUUCCCCUCAGCUUGCCUCAGCUACUCCUACUCCUCGUCAGUGAUUUCCCAGAAUGACUUUCAACAAUCUCCAGAGGUGGAAGUUCUCUAUAACAUAUACAGUCUGUGUAGGUGGAGAGAGCAACACUUUUUCCAGACGAGGAGAGGGGAGAGAACGAUGCCUUUGUGUGCGCUGCCCUGCUGUUCAAAUUACAAAUAAAAAUAAUCCGUCGGACAGGCUGUUGUAUUUCACACGGCACCGAAGUGGCUGCAUGGCUCUCAGGUCUGCCGGGGUUCAGCCGAUGGAGACAUUAUUUUUCUCUCUGCUUCAGUGGACUCAGCCCUGCACGACUGUUGGAUGGACGACAAAAUGGCAGCUCAAGAUGGAGGCCUUUGCUCCCUUUGGUUCCUCUGUGUUUCUCACCGCUGAGAUGGCUUGUGUGCAACAAGUUAGAACUUCACAGGACACUCAGCUGUUGCCUAAUCAGGUCUUCUCAGAGCAGCAGUCCUUGGUUGUUAUAAAGAAGCUUCUGGCCAUCGCAGUGUCUGGCAUCACCUACCUGCGGGGCCUCUUCCCAGAGAAAGCCUUCGGGAGCAAAUAUGUUGAAGAUCAGAAAGUGAUGAUCCUUAAAGAGGAGCGCAGCUGUCCCGGGGCCAAUCAGAUUGUUCAGUGGAUGCAGGGAUGCUUCGAGGCCAUCGAGAAAAAAUAUCUGCGAGCAGUCAUCAUGUCUCUCUACACUGACCCAGAGAACCCGCAGAAAGUGACCGAGUUUUACCAGUUCAAGAUCAAAUACACACCAAAAGGGGCCAAGAUGGACUUUGAAAGCACCAACAACAACAACAUGUCGACAAUGUCAUGUGGCAACACGAAGAAGGCCAGCAUCCUGCUGGUGAGGAAGCUCUACACUCUAAUGCAGAACCUGGGUCCUCUGCCUGACAACGUGUGCCUCAACAUGAAGCUGGCUUACUAUGACAACGUCACUCCUCAGGACUACCAGCCGUCAGGCUUUAAGGAGGCCGACGGCGACAUCCUGGAGUUUGAGAGGGAGCCAGUCAAGCUCACCAUGGGCGAGGUGCUCACUCCCUUCCACAGUCUGAAGCUGGACAUGGGCACAGAGAGACACCGACUGGAGCAGGUGGAGGAGAGUUCUCAUGUGACUGAGAAGUGGCUUGUGAACAUUGAGGAGGAGAACGUCAUGUCAGAGACUCACGUGACUGACGACGUGUCGAGGCCUGAUGAGAACUCAGACCUGGACAACACUGAGAUCCAGAUGAUCUGCGACGAGAAGAUCGAGAGCUGUGAGGAAGCUACAGAGAUGGACACUCUGGUGAAGAAGACCUCCGACAUUGAAGUGGGACUGAAGAGGACCAGGAGUGGGCGGGUCCUCAGGUCCUCUACGAAGACAGACCUGACCGACAACAAGCCGACGGCUAUGAAGGACAAAGCGGUCUCUCAGUACGACAUCCCCAACAGCCAGGAGACGCCGACCACCUCCGCACCCAAGAAAAGACCGAAAUUCAGCGAGCCCAAAGAACGCUUCUGACCUCACUGCUGACACAGUGAUUCACACUGAUGGGUUUAGAUUUCAGUUCUGAUCACAACAAGUUCUGCAGCUGUUUUCUGAGGGAGUUCUUUAGCGUCCAGUUUGGGGUUGUGAUGUCACAGUUUGUUUGAACGCAGCACAGAUUUAAAAUGUGAACAGGAUUUUCAGGAGUACUGAUGAAUAAAUGUUUUAAUUAACAGUGUUUCAGGUGACUUUAUUUUACUGUUGUUCCCAAAG
Epinephelus moara (kelp grouper) is the source of this 2541-nucleotide messenger RNA. It is a transcript of the gene hormad1, whose product is annotated as HORMA domain containing 1. The record is from RefSeq and is a predicted model, not a curated record. The transcript has 16 exons. Bases 835 to 2304 code for a protein of 489 amino acids. Lineage: Eukaryota; Metazoa; Chordata; Actinopteri; Perciformes; Serranidae.